This is a messenger RNA of Lachancea meyersii CBS 8951, 1005 nucleotides long. NCBI's taxonomy places the organism in Eukaryota, Fungi, Ascomycota, Saccharomycetes, Saccharomycetales, Saccharomycetaceae. The record is from the annotation of a GenBank genome assembly.
AUGAUCGAGCCCCAGGUGUGCUUUCGCAGCAAGGCGAGGCCUGUCAAGAUCAGCAGCGGAGGCAAUUUCACAUUGCUGCUGCUAGAAGAUGGGUCUCUGUAUAUGGCUGGAAAAUUACCGUUGGUGGUGGACUCGGAGUCCGUCGCUUUAGAUCCUGUGAAUCAAUUUUGGAUCCAGGUUCCUGGCCAGUUCACGGACGUGGCAUGUGGAUGGGCACAUGUAGCGGCGAUAACUCAAAGUGGAGUAGUUGUUACUGGCGGAAUAGGCGAAAAGGGAGAGCUGGGGCAAUCUCAGACAAAAUGUUCAACAGAACUCCGGCCAAUACGGGUGCUUGAAAACCGCCAAGGAGCGCAGGUAUUCGCAUGUUUCUACAACACGUACGUUCUGGAUAAUGACGUGCUGUAUGGAUGCGGCUCCAACAACAAGAGCCAGCUCAAAGAUCCCAAAUCACGGGUUAUUGAGACGCUGGAGCGUGUCAGUGACGACCCCGUUACUCGAGUGUGCGCAGGCAAGAAUUUCGUGUGUUACGAAGAUGCGUGCAGCCGACUUCACGCGAGAGGGCCAAUGGUGCAAUACGAAUCACAGCUACAGGAGCAUGCUGACCAAAAUUCGAGUUUUGAGCUUAAGGCUAUGUGGACUUCUGUCACCAGCUUCAGCGGCCAGAUGUUCCACUUCUACGCGCCCGCAAACCAGAAGCAAGAUGCGAUUGUCAAUUAUCGUUUUCCCAAGCCUGUGACAGCGUGGAAUACCGGCAGCGAGCAUGGCAUUGCGUGCGUCGAUGGUAAAAUGGUUUUUUGCUGGGGCUGGGGCGAACACGGGAACUGUGGCCGUAUUGCGACGUCUCGCGUAGCGAAUGGUGUGAAUGAUAUGUCGAACAUCAACAGCGAUGUAAACCUGGCGUAUGAUGCCAGCUCCAGGCCAAACGCAACGGUGUACGCGUGUUUUGGAGGAUGUGCGACCUCGUGGGUUUGCAUAGCUCACAAAGAUUUUCAAGAGGAUGUCUAA